Fomitopsis serialis is the source of this 1104-nucleotide messenger RNA. RefSeq lists its product as uncharacterized. The transcript has 8 exons. Bases 1 to 1104 code for a protein of 367 amino acids. Lineage: Eukaryota; Fungi; Basidiomycota; Agaricomycetes; Polyporales; Fomitopsidaceae. The record is from RefSeq and is a predicted model, not a curated record.
AUGUCAACCAACCCAGAGAUUCAGUCGCUCGUCACUACCAACCUCGCCACCGUGUGCGUAGAGAGCGCCCUCACGGGCGUAUUCUGGGUUCUCUAUGCACUGUCGACUUUCCUGCUGGUACAGCGUGCUCGCGACCGAGCGGCACAAACUACAUCAUCAGCCCGCUCAAUUUACAAAACGCCCAUGUUCAUCGCGUCACAUAUCAUCGCUGCCACUGUGACCGCGCACUGGAGUAUCACCGUUUAUCGACUUUUCUACGCGUUUGUCAUAUUCAUGGGUGGUACGGAACCGUUAAUCGUCUAUGCCAACAUCGCGGAGCCAUCAGAAAUUGCCAAAACCGCACUUUUUGUCGCCACUGUGUUGGCAUCGGAUGCCAUGAUCAUCUUCCGGCUGUACAUCAUCUGGGGCUAUAACAAGUGGAUAGUCAUCUUCCCUAUCAUGACUUGGUUUGGGUUGAUUGUCUGUGGAGUAGGCCUUUGCUGGAGGUUCUCCUUAUACCGACUUGGCGAGGAUGCAUAUCAUGACGAUAUCGGACGCUGGAUCACGAGUGACUGUGUCAUGACAUUUGUCACUAACUUGUAUUGUACUGUUUGUAUCGCAUGGCGUAUAUGGCGUACCCGUAUUCGCAGCAAGUCAUUUGGCGGUGGAAAUCUCAUGGGCGUCCUGGCGAUCGUCAUCGAGAGCGCACUCAUUCACACCUGCUGGAACCUCUUCUUUCUCCUUGAGUUCCAACUGCAGUCUGUCGUCCAGUUCACGGCGAUUGACGUAUGGAGCCCGGUCUGCGGCAUCACGUUCAUGCUCAUCAACUUCCGUGUCGCCCUCGGAUGGGCCCAAAAAGCACACUCCCACAGUCGAAGUGGUGGCAGCGCGUUCACGCAUCGCCUACCUACGGCGUCCGCGCAUUCUACUUCGUACCCGCUACGCAAGCAGGAGCUGGCCAGCGCAGCUGACAGUGUGCCUUAUUCGUAUAAGGAACCAUACACUAGCAUGAUGCCGCAUCCUUACGCCGCGCCGGACCCCGCGCCGUUCACCGUGAACAUUACGCGCGUUGUGGACACGGUCGACGACAAUGGUUCGAGCGUCCCGUACGAGGGCGAGGCAUAG